Molecule: messenger RNA, 513 nt
Organism: Spirometra erinaceieuropaei
Lineage: Eukaryota; Metazoa; Platyhelminthes; Cestoda; Diphyllobothriidea; Diphyllobothriidae
Source: the annotation of a GenBank genome assembly
AUGGGUCCACAUCUCCUGGCACUUCUCCUGAAGUUGGCGGGCGGCGUAGAUCAUGUCGGUGAUCCCACGAUGACGACGGAAGCCGCACUGGCUUUCCGACAGAAGACCUUGUUCCAGGUGAUUAUUCAGGCGGUUGAGAAGGACGCGAGCGGAGAUCUUCCUGGCGAUGUCCAGAAGGGAGUUGCUUUGUUGGUUGUCUCAGAUCUAGCGGUUUCCUUACCGCUUGUAGAAAUGCACGAUUGUGGCGUCUUUGAAAUCCUGCGGGACUUCUCCUUGACACCACAUUUUCUGGAAGAGCGCCGUCAGAUGGACAAUGAAUCGAGGGCAACUUUGCCUGUAGAUCUCAGCAGGGAUCGUGUUAGAUCCGGGCGCUUUCCCGCUGGGGAGCUGCUGCACCACGCUGAUGCUUUCGUGGAGCGAAGGCGGGAGGUCGAGGUCGAUGUCGGUCUGCACUUGUGGCAGACGGCCGAUGGCGGCGUCGGAAAUGGCGGAGGGACGGUUGAGGACGCUUGA